Molecule: messenger RNA, 5754 nt
Organism: Dama dama (fallow deer)
Lineage: Eukaryota; Metazoa; Chordata; Mammalia; Artiodactyla; Cervidae
Gene: WDR86
Product: WD repeat domain 86
Exons: 7
Coding region: 593-1906 (437 amino acids)
Molecular function (GO): protein binding
Source: RefSeq, a predicted model, not a curated record
GUCCCCCAAAUCACACAAACACAAAUCCGAUCUGAAAUUUUCCGGGCUGGAUUCUCUAAAGGGACCCGGAGAGUUCAGGAAAUCCUGCUACCUCUAGGACCUGGAGGAUUCGAGUAGGGGGGGUGACCCUCCCCGCCCCCCGCGGAGUAGGCGCCGGAACUGCCUAAGGGGAACCGGCAGAGCGGAGCUGCAGGGGGCUGCGCCGGCCGCGGUCGACGCGGAGACACGGGAUCCCGGCCGAGACCUCGGGGGACCGUCAGAGGCUGCCGAUCGAUCCUGGGAGCGCUGGACACUCCCCAUCCCCUUGCGGGACUUCCUUAGGAUUCGGAGUUUGCACGCAAUUCCCCAGCGAGGGCGGACUAAGGGCGCUCUCCAAGGAGGACGGGCCCCAGGUCCCCCAAGAGUACCUCUGCAGGGUCCUUAGGGUCCUCGAGGAGCCUGGAGGGAAACGAUUUGCUGCGGGCCUGAGAGCCCGGAGCCGGUGGCCCCGCGAUGGCCUCGGGACACAGCCGCAGGGAACCGCCGCGAAGACACCGAGGGGCCCCUCCCUAGCGGCGCGCAGCCUCCUCCGAGGUCCCCCUCCACCCGCGGGAUGGGGGGUGGAGGGUCUGCCCUGAGGGUCUGCGCCGACCACCGCGGGGGCAUCAACUGGCUCAGCCUGAGCCCCGACGGACAGCGCCUGCUGACGGGCAGCGAGGACGGCACGGCCCGGCUCUGGAGCACCGCGGACGGCACGUGCUGCGCCCUCCUGCAAGGACACGAGAGCUACGUGACCUUCUGCCAGCUGGAGGACGAGGCCGCCUUUACCUGCAGCGCUGACUGCACCAUCAGGAAGUGGGAUGUGCUGACCGGGCAGUGUCUGCAGGUGUUCCGGGGACACACGUCCAUCGUGAACAGGAUCCUGGUCGCCGACAAGCAGCUCUUCAGCGGCUCCUACGACAGGACGGCCCGCGCCUGGAGCGUGGACAGGGGGCAGGUGGCCCGGGAGUUCCGGGGUCACCGCAACUGUGUGCUGACCCUGGCCUACGCCGGGGCGCCCUGCGUGGAGGAGGCCGUGGCCGGGGGCCUCCUGGUGACGGGCAGCACGGACGGCACGGCCAAGGUGUGGCAGGUGGCCAGUGGCUGCUGCCAUCAGACGCUGCGGGGCCACACGGGCGCCGUGCUCUGCCUGGUGUUGGACGCGCCGGGCCGCACGGCCUUCACGGGCAGCACGGAUGCCACCGUCCGCGCCUGGGACAUCCUGAGCGGCCAGCAGCUGCGCGUGUUCCGGGAGCACCAGGGCUCCGUCAUCUGUCUGGAGCUGGUAAACCAGCACGUGUACUCGGGCAGCGCCGACAGGACGGUCAAGUGCUGGCUGGCAGACACCGGCGAGCGCGUGCGCACGUUCACGGCCCACAGACACAGCGUGAGCGCCCUCAAGUACCACGCGGGCACCUUGUUCACGGGCAGCGGGGACGCCCGCGCGCGCGCCUUCGACGCCCAGUCCGGAGCGCUGCGGAGAGUGUUCCGCGGCCACGCCUUCGUCAUCAACUGCAUCCAGCAACAAGGUGGGCUGCGCCGCCGCUGCCGCCGCGCCGCUGCAGCCGGCCUGAGACGCCCCGGCUGCGCCCCCGACACCGACCCGAGAGGAGCGCGGCGCUCCCGCCCGUCCCCGGGGCCCCGAGGCACCGACCGGCGCGGCGGGUGCUGCUUCGCCCUCGCGCCGGCGGCCUUCCGAAGCCCUCGCCGAGCCGCCCGCCCCUCCGUCCGUCCCUCCCGGGACCCUCCCGCGACUCUCAGGGUCUCCAGCCGCCCGGGCCCCGGGCGCCCGAGGUCCCCGGAAGCCAAGUCUUCUCCUGCUGAGCGGGACGGACGCUUCAAAAAAGGCACGGACUGGGAUUUUCCCCUGGCGGUCCGGUGUUUCUGACUGGGCGCUUUCACGGUAGGAACCCUGGGUUCAAUCCCCGGUCGGGGAGCUAAAAUCACACGAGCCGCGCCCAAGACAAAACCCCACGGACUGUCGUUAUUUUGGCAGAUUGUCCGCUUGUGAAGGAUGAAAUACAGGUCCUUGAAAGUGCCUUGUGGUGCGUCGCCUUUUGUUCCGCACACUGAGUCCGGCUCCCUCUCAGAGGAGAGGAGAGGAGAGUGCCUGCGAAGCUGGGGCCUGGCCCACCCCCCGGGGUGGAGUCCUCUGCCCCUCCGUGUCACUGCAGUGUCCCUGAGUGGGGGAGUGGCAGGAGGGAGGCCAGGGGGCCAGGAGUCAGCCCCUCGGCCUGCCUGGGUGACGCCGGGGACCCGCUGUUCCUCCCGCCGGCACAGAGGCGGCCCCUUCUCUCAGGUGUGGACGAGGCGGGCCCUGGGGGUGUGCAGAGGAGGCCGCUGGAGUACCUGCCAAGAGGGGGUGAAGGGAGAAGUGGGGCUCAGGCUCUAAGAGACCCUGAGAGGAGCCGCCCUCAGCGGCCCCCGCACACCGGUAGGGGCCCUCUUCCAGCCCCUCCGCUGGGGCCCACAUUCUGCAUCCCCAGUGCCCUCCAGGCCCGGCCCUGGCUGGCCACCCGUGCUGGAAGAGGAAAUGCUGCAGAAGACAGUGCCCAGGUCCAUGCCUGGUGGGUAAGGACCCUGACCCUCUGGCCGCAUGAACAGAUAACAGUACUGACUCUAGGUGCGAUAGAAAGCGCUGUGGUACCCCUGUGACUGUGCUCUGGGCCACACCCUCAAACUCUGGGAAGCCAGGGGCCUCUCCAGGAGAACAGGCUGGCUGGUGAGAAGAACCCGCAGAGGCAGCAUCACCCUGCCUUCUUCAGGUGGGAUGCAGCACCCAGGAGAGGUGCCUGCCGGGUCUGGGAGCGCUCACUUCCUAGUGGUUCUCCAGGGCCCUAGGCUGCAGCCGCCAAGGACAGGCUCACCCAGUCCUGAGGGGCUUUCCGGGAAGCUGAAGUUCCUUCCAGGGAGGGCAGACAGAGAGAACCCCCUUGAGUACCUGCGCUGAUGUUUAUAGUCACCUUGGACUGCAUUGCUAACAGAGGCAGCGUGAGUGACCAGAUGCUCACUCCUUGGUGCUCACAGCUGAUGCUGCUUUCCUGCUUGGACAGCGCGCGCACAGCGUCUUAUGCAUCUUCCCCCACUCUGCCCCGAGAAACAGCCCCUGGGCGCAAAUCCUAUAGUGGGCUGCUGCAUUUGUUUUUCUCCAGCCUGCCUCUGCAAGAGAAACAGUAAGAAAUGGAAAACUAUUUUGCAUGUAUACAGCAUGAUAUAUUUGAGUAAACUGUAUUUCAGUAAUUUUUUUUUUUUUUUUUGUGCUGUCUGGUUUGGGCAUCAGGGUGAUGGUGGCCUCAUAGAAUGAGUUUGGAGGUAUUCCUUCCUCUGCAAGAACACUUUGGAAUAGUCUCAGAAGGACUGGUGUUAACUCGUCUCUAAAUAUUUGGUAGAACUCGCCUGUGAAAACAUCUCGUCAUGGACUUUGUUCAGUCAGUUCAGUUGCUCAGUCAUGUCCAACUCUGCGACCCCAUGGACUGCAGCAUACCAAGCUUCCCUGUCCAUCACCAACUCCUGGAGCUUACUCGAACUCAUGUCCAUUCAAUUGGUGAUGCCAAAAACAUUUGGUUGGGUGUUUUUAAACCACAGUUUUAGUACUUGUAAUCGGUCUGUUCGUACUUUGUUUCUUCCUGGUUCAGUCUUGGGAAAUUGUACCUGAGAAUUUGUGCAGUUCUUCUGGGUUGUCCAUUUUAUUGCCGUGCAGUUGCUUGGCGUAGUCUCUUACCGUCCUUUGUACUUGUGUAACUUUUCCCUUUUCAUUUCUAAUUUUACUGAUUUGGGUCCUCUCCCCUUUCUUCUUGAUGAAUCUGGCUAAAGGUUUAUCAAUUUUUUUGAGUAAUUUUCAUUUCAGCAACCUGAGAGGGCUUUGCUAGAUGUUGAGGAAGCUAUAAAGACCAGAUAACCACAGGUUGUUUCUUUGCCUUUGGUAAUAUAUUCUUGUCUCUGAUAAAUCCCUUUAGUUGGUAGGGGAAGGACAGGAAGUACUUACAGGAUAUAUGGGCAGGAAAACAGGGACCGGACGUGGUGGUGUCACCAGCGCCGAGAGCAGGCAGAACGUCAUGUAAGUGAUGGGAUCGGAUCUGACCGCGGGCAGCGCGCUCUGGCCAGUGUCCCACAGUCUCCAGCUGACCCCCUUGGCCUCACAGGCCUGUGCAUCCCACUCCUGCUUAGAGCGCUCCACGGCCCCACUAGGCACCACUCACGUCUAGACCCCUGCCUGCCUUUCAGGGUACCCUGUAGCUGGACUCGGCAAUCUUUCCAACCUGUCUCACACCCUGCUGUGGGCCUAGGACAGCCCCUGUGAUUCCAUGAACAUGGCGCACAGCCUGUUCCAGCCCCACUGGAAUCUCAUCUGUCCCAGAUCCGCAGUGUCCUUUCCCUCUGACUCUCCAAGAAGAACCACCAGCCCCCCCAGAGCCCGUCUCCUCUGUGAUUUCAGGCUCAGCACCCCUCCUCCUGUUUAACAGCUUUUUCAUCACAAACGUCCUUUGCUCUCUCUUGCAUCCCAGAGCAGGGAGCGAUGUUCAGUCACCGCCUGUCAGGGGUCACGCGACCAGCUGGAGACAUAGCCAGGACUAACGCCUGUCUCUCAGCGCGUGCAGAUGGGCAGCCCUGCUGGCGGACGGUGCACACCCGUGCCGUCCCGAGCUCGAGAACGGGCGUCUCUGUGUCUCUUCACAGGCGACUGGAGCUUGAGACCUGCCAGUGUGGCUUGGCUCCACUAGCCUUUUCCAUGAUCAUUAAGCAGCAACUGGGGAAAUGAGAAGCUACACCCGGCCAUGCCCAGGGCAGUGACCUGUGAGCCAAAUGCCACAACCCAGGCCCCAAAUCCAAGCCUCACUCGGUCUUACAUGAGGCUGGGACCCUCAUGCAAGACUCAAGGCCUUGGCCCUCAGGCAAGGGAGCACGCCCACCACCUCCACUCCCUCCCCGUCCCAGGGCCUCUGUACACUUGACCUUUUAGUAACCGUCAUUGAUGAUCCUCAUGGGAAGUCAGUGGAUGCUGAUAUCUCGAAUCUAAAUGGAGCUCUAGACCAAUGGAAGCUGACAUCUUGAAUCUAAAUGAAGCUCUAAACCACCCGGAUAUUGUCAUCAAACAGUUUGGGAAUUUGAGUAACUUACUGCAAAGGUAGGCUGACAAUUUUGGAAUGUAUCUUCCAUGUUUUAUUUUCACCUGUAUCAUCCAUUUUUGAAAGAAUGACAAAAAAAGAUUUCCACCCGCUCACACUGGCCUGCUGUCCAAGCUUUAUGAAGAUGAUUUCUGAAAAAGCGGAAGCACUUCAGCCAGCCCCUCAACGGCAACCGUGUGACCCAUUUGCCCUCAGUCAGGGAGCUUCCGACAGGGCAGGAAGAGUCUUGGGAACACACCUGGCACGUGUUUCUUUUAACACAGGCUUCUCCCAGCUGUGUCCUGGUGCUGGAGAGGGUCUUCAUUUAAUAACACGUUGACAGAGGAAGGCAUGGUCAAGUGAGAACAGUUACUUGAGCCGUUAAGAGGCUAAUAACUAUAUACCUUUAGAAAGAUCUUCUGUAUUAUAACCCCCCCACACAAAGACAUGAAGAAAAUAUAUCUUAAAUCUCUGAUAGGCAUCUCAGCCAGCAAUGGAUUUACGAUGACAGCACUGCGUCUAAGAAUGCUAAUUAAAAGUAAGUUGCUUUGGCUGGCAUUUAAGACUUUCCUGUUUAAUAAAAGAUUUUAUAUCUGUAAAGAAUUCUGAAUACAUAUACAUUCUGAAUUUC